This is a messenger RNA of Neomonachus schauinslandi (Hawaiian monk seal), 4794 nucleotides long. It is a transcript of the gene WWTR1, whose product is annotated as WW domain containing transcription regulator 1. Gene Ontology annotation, molecular function: transcription corepressor activity; transcription coactivator activity; protein binding. The transcript has 7 exons. The coding region runs from base 325 to 1527 and encodes 400 amino acids. The record is from RefSeq and is a predicted model, not a curated record. Gene Ontology annotation, cellular component: nucleus; cytoplasm. Gene Ontology annotation, biological process: positive regulation of transcription by RNA polymerase II; hippo signaling. Lineage: Eukaryota; Metazoa; Chordata; Mammalia; Carnivora; Phocidae.
AGCUCAACUUUUGGGCCCGCCUCUUUUCUGGGAGUGGGAGUUCGCUCCAAACUUUGUUUAUGGGACAGUCCGGGAGCCGCGGCGGCCGCGCUGUCUGCUUCUCCUCCGCCUCCUUCUCGCGGAGCACGAACGCCUGAGGCCAGUUCGGGGGAUGUGAGAGCCGAAGCCCCUCGGCUGCCAGGCACCAAGUCGGGAUUUGCCAGCCGGGCCCCGGCUACAGCCCUGCGAGCUCGGGACGCACCGAGCGACUGAGGCCCGACGGCGAGUUCGGGCGGGACGGCGGCCGCCGCACGCCCAGACUCGGCUUCGCUGCGCGCCCAGAAGAUGAAUCCGGCCUCGGUGCCCCCCCCGCUCCCGCCACCCGGGCAGCAAGUGAUCCACGUCACGCAGGACCUAGACACGGACCUCGAAGCCCUCUUCAACUCGGUCAUGAACCCCAAGCCCAGCUCGUGGCGGAAGAAGAUCCUGCCCGAGUCAUUCUUCAAGGAGCCUGACUCUGGCUCUCACUCGCGCCAGUCGAGCACCGACUCGUCUGGCGGCCACCCCGGGCCCCGGCUGGCCAGCGGCGCCCAGCACGUCCGCUCGCACUCGUCGCCCGCGUCCCUGCAGCUGGGCACCGGCGCGGGUGCUGCAGGCAGUCCAGCGCAGCAGCAUGCGCACCUCCGCCAGCAGUCUUACGAUGUGACCGACGAGCUGCCGCUGCCCCCGGGCUGGGAGAUGACCUUCACGGCCACUGGCCAGAGGUACUUCCUCAAUCACAUAGAAAAAAUCACCACAUGGCAAGACCCUAGGAAGGCGAUGAAUCAGCCUCUGAAUCCUAUGAACCUCCACCCUGCGGCCACUUCCACCCCAGCACCCCAGAGGUCCAUGGCCGUGUCUCAGCCGAAUCUCGUGAUGAAUCACCAGCACCAGCAGCAAAUGGCACCCACUACCCUGAGCCAGCAGAACCACCCUACUCAGAACCCCCCAGCAGGGCUCAUGAGCAUGCCCAAUGCUCUGACCACUCAGCAGCAGCAGCAGCAGAAGCUCCGGCUUCAGAGGAUCCAGAUGGAGAGAGAAAGGAUCAGAAUGCGCCAAGAGGAGCUCAUGAGGCAGGAAGCCGCCCUCUGUAGACAGCUCCCCAUGGAAGCUGAGACUCUGGCCACCGUUCAGGCUGCUGUCAACCCGCCAGCCAUGACCCCAGACAUGAGAUCCAUCACUAAUAAUAGCUCUGAUCCUUUCCUCAAUGGAGGGCCCUAUCAUUCGAGGGAGCAGAGCACGGACAGCGGCCUGGGGUUAGGCUGCUACAGUGUCCCGACGACUCCGGAGGACUUCCUCAGCAACGUGGACGAGAUGGACACAGGGGAAAACGCAGGACAGACACCCAUGAACAUCAAUCCUCAGCAGACCCGCUUCCCUGAUUUUCUUGAUUGUCUCCCGGGAACAAAUGUUGACCUAGGAACUUUGGAGUCUGAAGAUCUGAUCCCCCUCUUCAAUGAUGUAGAGUCUGCGCUGAACAAAAGCGAGCCCUUUCUAACCUGGCUGUAAUUACUACCAUUGUAACUUGGAUGAGCCAAUGAUCUGACAUUUCCUGGGCCUCUUGGCAAAAAACAAUGGAGCAGAGUCAGUCUGCAGGUGUACCACAUUCUGCCUCCAUGACUCCAUGCUCCCUCCUUCCCAUGCGGCCAGUUUCAUCAUUGCCUGGAUUCGAUUGACAGUAACUUAAGUCAAACAGAUAAAUGCUCUAUUUUCAGUUUCUGCAGGCCUGCAUUCCCGUGAUUUGCUAUGCAGCGUUCUUCUGCAGAACUGAGGAUGCAGAAUUGCUUCUCUAUUUUUCUCUCUGCUGCCCCAUGACUAAGCUUGAUGGGUGUUAGUUGAAAUUUAUGCAUCAAAUUGAUUAUAAACCAUAAAAGCUGACCACAGGCAGUGACUUGUGACAAGCGGCUCGGUCCAGGAAAUGUACACAAAAUUAGACCUGAUUGACGGUUUCAAAAACUGUGUUAAUGACAGUAGUACUGGAUGCUUUAAAAAAAUAUUUAACGCGAGCUUUAAAAAUCAUUGUAUGGAUAGUACAUCUCUGCUGUAUGGGAUACAAUGUAGUUUUGAAUCCAUGCUGGUUCUGAUGGUUCUUUUUACUCUGUAUCUGCAAAGGCACACGUGGUCCUAUUGUAGUUUGUCCUUCAUCAUUACUUUACUGCGUAGCGUCUAGACAACUCGUCCUUCCAGUGGGAGAGGGGCAGGAAUGUGAGUCACAGUUCCUACCCUACAGAUCUUAUGAAAGAGACCAGUUUGGUACUAAUUAUGAGCAUUUAUUAAACAAAACUUUUUUUUUUAAUUACAAGUUGGAUUUUUUUUUAAUUGCAACUUAGAAUUUGAUGUUUAUUUUAUAAAGCACUAUAAUUUUGUAGCUGAUGACAAAGGGCAGCCAAAAGUUUUUGAUAAAUCAGUGGCGACUGUAUUUUUUUUGUCUUUUGAAACCGUUCUGAAAACAUCAGGACGACCUAGCUUUCAACCCGACAGCACACACAGUAAAUUGUUGCUUUUUUAAUGCUGAAGCCUUAUCAGUUUUGCUUUCCAGAUUUCAAGCGUUUAAAAGAAUCUUAUCUAUGAAACUGUUUGAAGGAUGAAGCAGAUCUCUGACUGACGUGUAAAAAAAAAAAAAAAAAAAACCCUCUGAAGGGUGUACGGUGGAGACUUGUGUUUCUGAAUUCAGUAAAAUUGAUUCCUAAGUAUAUUAUCCUAACCCUGUUUGCUACAGUUGGUAUAAAAAGGCAUGAAAUAUGUACUCAAUACCUCUUAUGUAACCAAAAACAUUUUUUUAUUAGCUUUUAAGGACUGAGAGAGAGCAUCAGGUUCACCCGGUGUGCACUCUGCCUGCAUUACCCAUGAAGUCCUCAAUCGUUGAAUACUUUGAACUGACAUUAUUUAUAAUCUAUGAAUUUAAUAUCUUUCUUGAAAGACAUUAAUAAUUCAGGUCUCUGAGAGGAACCUUCAAUUCCCAAGGGGGCUUAUCUAUUGGGGAUCUUAAAUAAGAUCCUUUUCCAUCUACCAGAGUAGAGACAGGCAGAAUACAUUUUAUCUGGUUGGAAAGAAGGCAAGUGAAAAGGUCAGAGAUGAAGUAGUAAAGUCACGGUCAAUAGUGGAAGGAUACUAGUUGGGAAAUGGAAACAGACAAGUGAUAGUACCCCAAAAGCAAGACAAGCAGGAUGGUAGGAGAGGUGCCCAAAAGAACAAAGCAACGAUUUUCUACUACAGCUUUUAUACCAAAAGACUCUGUUGUAGAAGAAAGGGCUUCGGUGCACUUUAUGGGGAAGGAGGAGGGGAAGGGCUGGUGUCGCCCUGUCCAAGCUGACGCUGAGCGUGUCUGUGGGCAAGAGCAUAAGCCUGCUGUGCUUCCAACACAGGGAAGUGAUUUCUUUUUCCUGAAGGACCCAUGGUAUAUGUUCUGAUUCCUUUUCUCUCUCUAAGCGCUCUGAGAGAGAUCGGGGUAGAUGUUUUGUGUUUGCUACUAAAUAAGGGAGCACUAUUUCUUUUUCUCUUUUGUGAGCAAUAAUUGCAAAAAGAGUUGUACAUUCUUUCUAAGAAAAACAAAAAACAAGGGACCUAACAAAACUGAGCAGUGUUACUGUAUUUUUUAAAAAUAUUUUUAUAGACUCCUUUUCAGGUUAUUAAGUGUAAAAGAAACAGAUACCCCUCUUUUUUAAAGUAGUUAAAACAUCGGUGAUUUGUAUUAUCAAUUUUUAGAAGUAAUUUCCUAGUAAGCUGUGGCAUUAUAAAACACUAGAAGAUUUUUUUUUAGUGAAAUUAGUUGAAACAUUUAUUAAUGAACAUAACAAAUAUUUUUCCAGAAUGAAAUAUGAACCAUGACUACGUGUUUACUAAUAGACAAAGCCAGAUGUAAUUUUUUUGUUACGUUUUUAAGGCCAUAAAAUACGGCCUUUGUUAAAGAACACUAAAGCUAGAAAUCUGGAAGUAAGAACAACUUUUGAAAGGGUUUUUACUAUUAUUGUAAGUGUAAAAACCCCUGCCGAAUUCAUGAUAAGGUGCUAUUUAUAUUUCUUAUUAUAAAAGAACUGCCAGGAUAUCUCGUCUUUUCAGUCCUAAAUCAGUAAAUUUCAACAUGUCAUCUGAUAACUUUGCCAUGGAAAAGACAUAUUAAAAAUUGAAAUGGAAAAACAAUUUCAGAGAUCUUUCAUGCAAGGUAUCGAUAUCCUGACAGAACACAUUUUCUUGAAGUAAAUACAUUGUCAAAACCUGUUUGCAAUUCUACUAAGUCCAAGUAAUUGUUAGUGUUUCACCAGAGUAUUUAGGAUGUGAGAUGCCAUUUCUUUCACUGAUUGUACAACAUGCGGGAAGCACGUAAGACAGAGUAAAACACUUAGUGCGGGGGGUUGCUCUUGACCCCGGCGUGGUAGAAAAGCUCUCUGUAGAAGGUGAGAGAAGUGUUGCUAAUUAUAAGUUGUGUUCUUAACAACAAAAUUAGAAAGUAACUUCUGAAAGUACAACUUUUAUGAAAAAAUAAGCUGUUAAAAAAAGGAAAUUGUAGAUUAAUUUAAUUGGGAAAAUGGGCGAUUGACAAGAGACCGUUUCCCUAACACACUACAUCAUUUAUGUGCUAGUACUUUUAACUUUUUAAACAAAUUUACUUCUACGUUUUGUAAUAUGACAUAUGUGUGUUUAUUUUUAAUUUAGAAUGGUCUGCCUGCAGAAGGUAUGCAGCCAAAUCAAUCAUAUCAAACCAUUUUACCUGGAGUUUGGUACUGGUUUUUACUUCUCUGAUUCUGUAUAAGAAAAAUAAAUACAAUUGAAUUUCCA